GCUAAAUUGAGGAGGUUAAGGCAACGUGACAAUUAGGCCUAAAUUAAUAAAUUGGAAAAAAAACUAUGUCAAAGCAGCAUUUAGUAAGUAUUGUUCAAGGCUUAACUUGAAACGAGGAAAGUGGGUUGUUUUUUGUUUUUUUUUGCGUGACAACACUUCGUGGCGACAGGUGUCGAUAGUGUCGCAGCUAUGCUAGCGCCAAUGCUAACAUGAUGCUCAACCCAUCCGGCGAUGGCGGCGGCUCCGCAGAUGACCAACGAAAAUCGGCGGUCGCGCAGCCGAGAAUCAGCUUGUACAGAGGGCAAAAAUGGGGACACAAGACCAACCCCAUAAGUGUCAUCCUGGUGAGCUCCGGCAGCCGCGGGAACAAGCUGCUCUUCCGCUACCCUUUCCAACGAGCUGCCGAGUGCGCGUCUUCGCACGCAGCAAAACAGCGGAAUCGCUACGCGCUGAAUACGACGGGAGAAGUUGAAGAUCAGGAUGGAGAUUCCAGGUUCUCCGACAGCAUCCUGGCCACCAUCCUGGCCACCAAGUCGGACAUGUGCGGCAAGAAGUUUGAGCUGAAGAUCGACAAUGUUCGCUUUGUGGGACACCCGACUCUGCUGCAACAUCCUCCCAUCAUUCAGGUGUCUAAAACCGACCCUUCGCCAAAGAGGGAGAUGCCCACCAUGAUCUUGUUCAACGUUGUGUUUGCUCUGAGGGCCAACGCUGACCCCUCGGUCAUCAGCUGCAUGCAAAACUUGUCGCGUCGCAUCGCCAUCGCGCUGCAGCACGAGGAGCGCCGCUGCCAGUACCUGACCAGGGAGGCCAAGUUCAUGCUGGCCGUGCAGGACGAGAUCACCACCGUCAGCGAAACGAGCCCACAGUCGCCGUUUAGACAAAUUCUGCCCAAAUGUAAGCUGGCCAAGGACCUCAAGGAGGCGUACGACAGCUUGUGUACGACCGGCAUGGUGCGGCUGCACAUCAACAACUGGCUGGAGGUGAGCUUCUGCCUCCCGCACAAGAUCCACCGCAUCGGCGGCAACUACAUCCCCCCCGAGGCCUUAGAGCGCAGCCUGAAGGCCAUCAGGCCCUAUCACGCGCUGCUGCUGCUGGAAAGCGAGAAGGCGCUGCUGGGCCAACUUCCCGUGGACUGCUCGCCCGCCAUGAUGCGCCUCAUUAAGACCUGCUCGGCGGUGAAGAACCUGCAGCAGCUUGCUCAGGACACUGACCUGGCCCUGCUUCAGAUCUUCCAAAUUGCAGCCCACCUGGUUUACUGGGGCAAGGCCAUCAUCAUUUUCCCUCUGUGUGAGAACAACGUCUACAUGCUGUCCCCUCACGGCAACAUCUACCUAUACUCGCCUCACGCCGAACAGUUUGCGCAGCAGUUUCCCGGUCACGACCUUCCUUCCAUGUUGGCCAAGUUCUCGCUGCCUGUCUCGCUGGCCGAGUUCAGGCACCCCCUGGAAGCUCCUGCGCAGGAGGCUCAGCUGAUCCAGAUGGUGGUGUGGAUGCUGCAGCGCCGCCUGCUCAUCCAGCUGCACACAUACAUCUGCCUCAUGGUGCCGCCCGCAGAGGACGAGCCUGUUUACAGGGACGACGAGCUGCCGCCGGCCGCCCGGGUCGCGGGCGGGAACGGGCGCGGUCUGAGCACCCCGAGCGUCCUCAGCUUCGGAUCCCCAACCAGCAGCGACGACAUGACCCUGACCAGCCCCAGCAUGGACAACUCCAGCGCAGAGCUGGCCCCCGGCGGAGACGACUCCCCCCUCAACAAAAGGAUCUUGUUGACCGAGACCCUGCUGGCCAGCCUGUCGGACCACGAGAGACAGUUCGUCCUCAACGUCCCUGCCGCGCAGAACCCGGAGGACCUCCGGAUGUUUGCCAGGUUGCUGCACUACUUCCGGGGCCACCACCACUUGGAGGAGAUCAUGUACAACGAGAACAUGCGGCGCUCUCAACUCAAGACGCUCUUGGACAAGUUCCGCUGCGUGCUGGUGGUGACCAAUCAUGAAGAUCCCAUCAUUUCCAUCUUUCAGUCUCCCACAGAGUAGAAGUACUAUCAGCACCAGUCAGAUGCCGUGUGGCUGGGAACUGAUGUUUCAAGAGAGAAAAAUGCUAGAUUUAUGUUCAUUUAUAACAUGGAGAAAGUUUAUUUUUGAUCAUUUAUGAGUCCAUUUUAGAAUAAUAAAUUAUUUUGUACAUAGUAGAGAGAGGCCUUGAGUGUUCCGAUAAAUGAUGGGGGUGACAGAUGUCUUUGGAUUGCGGAGGGGGCACACGCUGAGUAAUGAGCUUUCCAGACGUCCUCCCCUCACGGAUCCCGGAGGUGGGAAGAUGACUGAGGACAUCAGACGGGCUGUUUUUGCACUUUGAACGGGAGGCGAGGGUGUUCCAAACAUCUGCGGAUUCAAUGAGAGCCCGAGUCACUCACCACCACCAAAACACGGAUAUUUAUUUAAAAAAGAGACAACCUCAGCCGAAGGCAUGGGUUUCACUUAAAUGUUUUUUUUUUUUGUGUGUGUGCGCGCGAGAACGAAAGUAAAAGUUAAAGAACAAAAUAUGGAGUCGCUACCCCAGAUUUCACUAUUUUGAGAACUGAUGCCAGACCGAAGAGAACCAAAAAUCUCCUUUUCGUUUGAUGGGGUUCUUCUGCUGCCUUCACUUACAAAUUAUUCCCAUGACUUUACAAUUGCCCAAAAUGUCAUUCUGCGCCCGAUGACUUGGAAGCUAGGCCGGAUGAAGAUCUGGAGGCACUAACAAGCAAAAAUGUACAAGGUAAGCAGUGCUGCAUUGUACAAGCACAAUUAUACAUAUACAAGUGUGCUAUGUAUAAUUUUAUUUAAUUUUUGUGAAUUAAAUUUUAAUUGAAUCAUU
Molecule: messenger RNA, 2850 nt
Organism: Phyllopteryx taeniolatus (common seadragon)
Lineage: Eukaryota; Metazoa; Chordata; Actinopteri; Syngnathiformes; Syngnathidae
Gene: nprl3
Product: NPR3-like, GATOR1 complex subunit
Exons: 13
Coding region: 210-2030 (606 amino acids)
Biological process (GO): TORC1 signaling; negative regulation of TORC1 signaling; positive regulation of autophagy
Cellular component (GO): GATOR1 complex
Source: RefSeq, a predicted model, not a curated record